Cantharellus anzutake is the source of this 1927-nucleotide messenger RNA. Its product is annotated as zf-ZPR1-domain-containing protein. Lineage: Eukaryota; Fungi; Basidiomycota; Agaricomycetes; Cantharellales; Hydnaceae. The transcript has 7 exons. Gene Ontology annotation, cellular component: nucleus; cytoplasm. The coding region runs from base 132 to 1610 and encodes 492 amino acids. The record is from RefSeq and is a predicted model, not a curated record. Gene Ontology annotation, molecular function: zinc ion binding.
AACCCAAUCUCUCCGUUCCUGAGUACGCAAAGAAAUUUAGUCCAUGGGCUACCCGAGUACUAGUGUUACCCGUGUUGUGAACGAUGAGUGAUGGCUUUUGGGCGUAAGCAGAUCGUGAAUCAACCGAAGUCAUGGUCACAGAGCCAUCCGAUCCUUACUUUCCGUCCAUUGGCAAGGCCGCAGAACAGGCUGGUCUUCUCCCUAAUGACGAUUCCGACAUACAGGCAGACGAAUCCAUCGUGGAUCAGGAUCGCCCCAUUGAAGAGGUCGAAAGUUUAUGCAUGUCCUGUGGGCAGCAGGGCAUCACAAGGAUGCUGUUGACAUCCAUUCCUUAUUUUAGAGAGAUCAUUGUACUGUCGUUCCAGUGUGAACAUUGCGGGUUUAGCAACAACGAAGUGCAACCAGCGGGUUCAUACAAAGAACAAGGAACAGUCAAUACCGUUAAAGUGCUUCACCGCGAUGACCUGAAUCGUCAACUCGUGAAGUCGAACACAUGCACUGUAACUAUCCCUGAAUUCGAGCUCACCAUCCCUGCUAGCAAGGGACAACUGACCACAAUCGAAGGCAUUCUACGAGAUACAGUCACUGAUCUUAGCGCGGAGCAGCCAUUACGUCGGAUACAAGAUGAACAUGCAUACAACAAAAUUCAGGGACUUGUGGACAGCUUAGCCGACAUAAUCGCUGACACCGACUCCAAAACGGAGAGUUUAUCAGACAGCAUUCGGGAGGAGCCAGGAAAGGGACAACAUGAGAAACCUAUACGCGCUUUUACUAUCACUCUGGAUGACCCAACAGGCAACUCCUUCCUCGAGUUCCGAGAUUCCGCAGCUGAUCCUCAGUGGACGCUCAAGAGAUAUAGCCGCACGAAGCAACAAAAUAUCGAACUUGGCAUCACCGCGCCUGAUGAUGACUCUGAAUUGUUCACGGGGCAUCAUGAGCCCAGUGACGUGCCAGAUAAUGACGAAGUAUUUACCUUCGCCGGUAGUUGUUCGUCGUGUGGGAGGCCAUCGGAUACAAGGAUGAAGAAAGUAAACAUCCCAUACUUCAAAGAGGUCAUCAUCAUGUCCACCAAUUGUCCGCUCUGCGGAUAUAAGGACAAUGAAGUCAAGUCUGGUGGUGCAAUCGCACCUCAAGGAAAAAGGAUCAUUCUCAAAGUGGAGGAUCAGGAGGACCUAACACGAGACAUUCUAAAGAGCGAGACUUGUGGCUUCGAAAUUCCCGAGAUUAAUCUUGUCCUUCAUUCUGGCACACUGGGAGGACGAUUCACGACCCUCGAAGGUCUCCUGCAGCAGAUAUACGACGAGCUAAGCUCGAAGGUUAUCAUAGGAGACUCCGCAGAUGGCGGCGAAUCUGAUAAGGAGAAAUUCACGAAGUUCCUUUCUGACCUGAAAUCCGUAAUGAGUGUUGAACGACGGUUUACUAUCAUCCUCGACGACCCUCUUUCAAAUUCGUACCUCCAGAACAUCUAUGCUCCCGACGAGGAUCCUAACAUGACGGUGGAAGCUUACUCCAGAACCUUGGAACAUAACGAGGAUCUUGGUCUAAACGACAUCAAAGUUGAGAACUAUGAAGAACCUCACGCUGGGCAAACUGUUAAUCAGGUGGAAUGACGGUGCACACUAUAGAUGCAAUAUGAUACGCAUACCACGAUAUCUAAUCGAGAAGUUGACAUGGCUUAUAGUUCGUUAAUCAAAAUCUUGUCUUCCCCAUCUGGAUUGAGCUCGUCCCUUCACGCUCAAAUGCGGCACCUUCAGAGGCGGCCUGUCUGAUUUCCCUGCGAAAAUAUUCACUCAACCAGUGCAGAGUCCAAGGUUGAGGUGACAUACCUUUGUUUGGCACUGGAUUUUCUCCCAGCUGUCGCAAGCAUUGGUGCGGGAUUAGGUGGCCUCAGGUUCUCAUGUAUCACCGGCGAGAUAUUAUAUACCCG